AUGACUCCUGAUGCCACUCAUCUUCAUCAUUCUCGUCCACCCUUACAUAUCACACGUGUUCAUACUGCUGAUGGCACCCUUCUUCCUAUUUCAUCAACUGGCCACUUUUCUUCUACAUUCUUCUCUGUUCCCUCAAUAUCUCAUGUUCCUCAUUUAUCCAUGAACCUCAUGUCUGUUAGUCAACUUACUGAUUAUGACUGUCAGGUUAUUUUUGAUCGUACCUCAUGUUGUGUGCAGGAUCACAGUGGGACGGUGAUUGGAGCUGGCCGUCACCAUAAUGGAGUCUAUGUGCUGGAUACCCUUCACCUGUCAUCUUCAGCUAGGCAUGUUCAUCAAUGUCAUGCUACUAUUUUAUCUCAUCAUAUGUGGCAUCACCUUCUUGGUCAUUUGUGUCACUCUCAUUUUUCAUCUCUUGUUCGUCUUGGAGUCUUAGAAGUUGACUCUCUUUCCUCUGAUGUUGACUGUAUUGGUUGUAAGCUUGCCAUGGUGCAUACCCAAUUUGCUGCCUUAGUCAAGAUUUUUAGAUCUGACUCGUGUGGUGAAUACAUUUCUCAGGCCUUUCGUGCUUUGUUGUCUUCUGAGGGCACCUUGACUCAGUUAUCUUGUCCUAGGGCUCAUCCUCAAAAUGGGGUAGCUGAACGCAACCUUGAGCAUAAAGGUUAUCGUUGCUAUGAUCCUGUUACCCGUCGUAUUCAUAUCUCUCAUGAUGUCACAUUUGAUGAGGCUACCCCCUUUUAUGGCUCUCCUUCUUGUACAGAGUCUCCCUCUCCUUCGGUUCCUCUAUUUUUCCUUUUCCCUACCAUUUCUCCUGCGGAUACUUCCCCUGUGGCUUCCUCCCCUCCGUUCCUCACAACUCCAGAGCUUCUUAAUCACUCCUCUCUUGACCCUCCUUCUCUAAUAUCUAUUGAGUCUCCUACCGUGUCUACCCUUCUUCUUCACUCUCUCCUGCUCACCCGCCAAUUCGUUUAUUUUACCAUCGUCGGGAUCCCACAGUGGCACCACCAGGGCAAGUCCUCUCUGACGCCUCUAUUACUAUUGAUCCGGCUCCUGAGGUAUCCUCUCCUCCUUACUCUUUAUGAGAUCACUCCACUUUACAUCCCCCUGCUCAUUAUGCUUCUGCUAGAACUAGUGUCUCAGAUGCUAUUAAGCCAGACCCGUUCUGAUGGAUCUCUCGAGCACUAUAAAUCCCGUCUUGUUGCUCACGGUUUUCAGCAUGAGUAUGGUCGUAACUAUGAUGAGACUUUUGCCCCCGUGACCCACAUGAACACUAUUCGUACAUUAGUUGUUGUUGCAGCUGUUCAUAGAUGGGUUCUUCAUCAGCUUGAUGUGAAAAACGCCUUUCUUCAUGGGGAUCUGAAGGACAAGGUUUACAUGACUCCUCCUCCUAGACUUCAGGCUCCUCGUGCCUGGUUUGAGAGGUUCAGCACAGUUGUUGAGGCUGCUAGAUUUACUCCGAGCAUACAUGAUCCGGUAAUCUUCAUUCAUUCUUCACUCCGUGGCCGGACCAUUCUCCUUCUGUAUGUGGAUGAUAUGAUUCUUACCGGUGAUGAUUCUACUCAUAUUACUUUUGUGAAGCAUAAACUGUAUAAGACCUUCUUGAUGACUGAUCUCGGUCCGUUUUGUUAUUUUCUGGGUAUUGAGAUCAAAUCUCAUCUUGAUGGUUAUCGACUAUCUCAGCAGCUUUAUACUCUCGAUCUCCUUGAUCGCUCUAGCUUGACUGAUACUCGUAUCGCCGCCACACCGAUGGAGUUGCAUUUGCAGCUUCGUGCUUCCGAUGGGGUCCCCUUACCAGAUCCUUCUCGCUAUCGACAUCUUGUUGGUAGCUUGGUAUAUCUUGCUGAUACACAUCCUGACAUUUCUAACGUUGUACACAUCCUCGGUCGAUUCGUUCGUCGCCCCCUACUCUCAUUCAUUAUGGGUACCUUCUCCAGAAAUCUUGUGAUAUCUUCGUGGCACUACCUCGCAUGUAUAGGAGCCCUUCAGAUUGCUGCCAAUCUGGUCAAGCAUGAGCUAACCAAACACAUUGGUGUGGAUGCACACUUCACCCGUUGUCAUGUUCGUGCCCAUAUUGUGUCGCUCCAUUAUCUUCCUAUAGAGGUCAAGGUGGCUGAUUUUUUCACUAAAGCACAGACAGGUGAUCAGCAUCUAUUUAUGUUAUCCAAACUCAAGACACAUGAUCCACCUUGA
Molecule: messenger RNA, 2187 nt
Organism: Dioscorea cayenensis subsp. rotundata (Guinea yam)
Lineage: Eukaryota; Viridiplantae; Streptophyta; Magnoliopsida; Dioscoreales; Dioscoreaceae
Exons: 6
Coding region: 1-2187 (728 amino acids)
Molecular function (GO): nucleic acid binding
Source: RefSeq, a predicted model, not a curated record